GUCCGAUUCAACACGCCAAGUGGAUGCGAUCUUGGCAGGGCCGCCGAUGAUAGCAUUCCUUUGUCCAUCAUAAAGCCAUUGAGGCACAACUGUUCGAAACGCCCAGGCGAUCAACACGAGACUGAUCUCACUCACAAGUCUAGCUCAAAACCUGCAGCUUUAUUGGCUCUCAUAUCAUCUGCUAAGCCCAGCCCCUCUUAAUCAUUCAAGCAGACUCCCUGCCCCUCGCUUGUUGUUAUUGUGGGGCCUUCUCCCCUGCCGAUCAUCGCGACACCGAGAAAACCGGGGGGCCGGCGGUCCCGCUGCCACUGCUGCUGCGCGACCACGCAGUAGGGUCACAAAUGUCUCAGAAGGAGAAAACGAAAGGGGAGGGCGGGCACAGGUAUCGUGAUUGCCGCCUUAUACCCUCGGCAGCAUUAAUUCCCACCGGGUACGACGAUGUGACGAUAAUCUGAGCUUGAACCUGUGGUGACUAGCGGCAGGCCGCCGCAGCACCGCAGGAUGCAAGAUCGACGAUUGGGCGAGCGCUUUUGGGCCCUGAAACUUCAUAACGCCCCCGACGGGCAUCCGCAUUAGACAGGGUCCACCGAUGUCCGUCCGAUGAGACUCUGCACGGCCAAGAAAAGGAGGUCCGGCUGGGCUUGACUUAAAGCUUGCUAAAUUGGCCUGGCUUGGCUGGUGAUUGAAGACUAUCAUUGCACCACAUUCUUGAUCCACUGUUCCCCAUUCCCCUCCGUCAAUGCAACCAUACUUGAUCAUAACAAAUUAAUCCUGCGCGGGUCUACCCCCCCUCUCUCUCUCUGACUUAUCUCCGUCAUUCUCGGACCCAUUUCGUUAUUUAUACAGUGGACCUUCCCCUCAAGUAUCCCUGUGGUGCAGUGAAGAUUGGUUAGGAGUCGUGUGCCCUCCCUUCGUGUCUUGUCUCCCACUAUGUUCGCGUCUCUAUUGAACCGAGGGGCCUUGUCACUGGCAGUGGUCUCCUUGUUGGCGUCCUCUGCUGCGGCUGAAGUGUUUGACAAGCUAGCUGCUGUACCUGAAGGAUGGCUCUAUUCCCGAACUCCCCGCGGAGACCAACCCAUCAAGUUGCAGGUUGCCCUAACCCAGGGUGACGCUGCCGGGUUCGAGCAAGCCGUACUGGACAUGUCGACGCCCGAUCACCCAAACUAUGGCAAGCACUUCCGCACUCACGACGAGAUGAAACGCAUGCUGCAGCCUACUGCAUCUUCGGUGGAUGCAGUCCUAGAGUGGCUCAAGGAGUACGGAAUCACUGAUAUCCAACAGGAUGCGGACUGGAUGUCGUUCCAGACGACGGUGGAGAAGGCCAAUAAUCUGCUGGAUGCCAACUUCCAGUAUUACAUCAAUCGCUACAAGCAUGUCGAGCGCCUGCGUACCCUGGAGUACUCUAUCCCAGACUCCCUUGUCUCCCACAUCAACCUCGUGACUCCGACCACUCGCUUCGGUCAGCUCCACCCAAAUCGCAUUACCCUGCACGGCAAGGCCAAGGCUGCCGAUGAGACUUUCCGUAAGGCUGCGCUGUCUGCUAGCACCGAUUGCAACAGCGCCAUCACCCCUCAAUGCCUCAAGGACCUGUACAAGGUCGGUGACUACCAGGCCGAUGCUUCCAAUGGCAACAAAGUUGCUUUUGCUAGCUACUUGGAGCAAUAUGCGCGGUAUUCGGAUCUUGCCCUGUUCGAGCAGGAUAUCGCUCCCUAUGCCAAGGGCCUCAACUUCACUGUCAUCGAGUACCACGGUGGUCUCAACGACCAGAACUCCGCGUCUGAUAGCAGCGAGGCCAACCUGGAUCUACAGUACAUUGUCGGUGUCGGCGCUCCCGUCCCGGUCACUGAGUUCAGCACUGGCGGUCGUGCACCCCUGGUUCCUGAUCUGGAUCAGCCUGACCCAAACAACAACAACAAUGAGCCGUACCUGGACUUCCUGCAGAACGUUGUCAAGAUGGAAGAUGGCGACCUGCCCCAGGUUAUCUCUACCUCCUACGGCGAGGAUGAGCAGAGUGUGCCCGCAAGCUACGCACUUAGCGUCUGCAACCUCUUCGCCCAACUCGGCAGCCGCGGUGUCUCCGUAAUCUUCUCCUCCGGCGACUCCGGCGUCGGCGCAGCCUGCCAAACCAAUGACGGCAAGAACACGACUCACUUUCCCCCUCAAUUCCCCGCCGCCUGCCCUUGGGUUACGGCCGUCGGCGCAACUACGCACACCGCACCCGAACAGGCCGUCUACUUCUCCUCCGGCGGCUUCUCCGACCUUUGGGAGCGCCCUACCUGGCAAGACGAGGCCGUCAGCACCUACCUCUCGCAGCUCGGCCAACGCCAAGCCGGCCUGUUCAAUGCCAGCGGUCGUGCUUUCCCCGAUGUUGCAGCCCAGGGUCAGAACUACGCUAUCUACGAGAAGGGCCGCCUCACCAAGGUGGACGGUACAUCGUGCUCGGCGCCCGCGUUCGCAGGUGUCAUCGCCCUCCUUAACGAUGCCCGCAUCAAGGCUGGACAGCCAACCAUGGGUUUCCUCAACCCGUGGUUGUACUCCAACACCGAUGUGCUGAACGAUAUCACCACCGGUGGAAGCACUGGCUGUGAUGGAAAGGGACGCUUCGGUGGCGCUUCCAAUGGUGGUCCCGUCAUCCCUUAUGCUAGCUGGAAUGCUACUGCGGGCUGGGAUCCUGUGACUGGCUUGGGAACGCCUAACUUUGAGAGUAUGGUGAAGUCUGCUACUUAGCAUUAAACCUGCAUAUUUUAGCAUCUAUAUGAGGACUUGGAAUUAUGAUACUUCCUCCAGGCUAAUGAUUCCCUACGAUGAAGGGCCUGUCCGGAUCGUUGCAUGUAUAUAGAUUCUUCUUGUGCGAUCGGUAUCUUUCAUAUAUAAAGGGAUUACUCUGUGUGUCUCCAAGGUCUGACUGAGUGACCGGCAUAUUAGGGGACAACGGCCGGGU
This is a messenger RNA of Penicillium brasilianum, 2941 nucleotides long. Lineage: Eukaryota; Fungi; Ascomycota; Eurotiomycetes; Eurotiales; Aspergillaceae. The record is from the annotation of a GenBank genome assembly.